This is a messenger RNA of Rhinichthys klamathensis goyatoka, 2524 nucleotides long. RefSeq names its product FKBP prolyl isomerase family member 15a (gene fkbp15a). Gene Ontology annotation, molecular function: peptidyl-prolyl cis-trans isomerase activity. Gene Ontology annotation, cellular component: growth cone. The transcript has 24 exons. The record is from RefSeq and is a predicted model, not a curated record. Lineage: Eukaryota; Metazoa; Chordata; Actinopteri; Cypriniformes; Leuciscidae. Bases 25 to 2352 code for a protein of 775 amino acids.
UGUGCGAUCAUAACAAAUUAGAGUAUGGAAAAAAUUAAAGAUAUUAUUCCUGAUUAUCAUGAUGGGGAAUUUAUGUGCCCUAAAAUGGGGGCAAAGCUGGCCUCUCUCUUUGGUCUGGACCGAGCAGAGAGUCAGGGAAAUGAGUCCUUUCAAUUCACUGCCCCUAAACAGCCAAAAAAGACCUGCGCCAUAUUAGGUCCUCCUCAGAAGCCCGCUCAUCCUCCAUGUGCUCCAGCUGUGCAGUUUGCUACAGCUGUUCAUGCAUUCUGCUUUGUGAAUGGACAGUAUGUGAAGCAAGGAAAGAUAGGAGCUGCUGUUUUAGGGAACCAUGUCACCAAAGAGUACAAGAUUCUGUUGUAUGGCAGUAAGCAAAAGCAGAUCACUACGGCUAGAAUCUAUCGUGGAUUUGUCCUCACAGUUCAGCCCUGUAACUAUGUCACUUUCUAUGAUGACCAACAACAGAGCUGGUCUUUAAUGUUUGACUCAGAAAAGUCCAGACCUGAGUUCUGUAAGGAGGUGUGUGUGGCCAGGUGGAACAGUGAGGCUUCAUCAGACUCUCUGGUCAGCCAGGACCUUGCCCAAGGUGAAGGUCAAGCUGUUGAUGUUGGGGACUCAGUUGAGGUGGCCUAUUCUGGAUGGCUUUUACAGAACCAUUCUCUAGGACAGAUAUUUGUUUCUAAUCUGGGAAAAGAAAAGCUGCAGCGAGUAAAGCUUGGAGCAGGCAAAGCUCUGAGGGGAUGGGAGGAUGGGAUGCUUGGUAUGCAGAAAGGAGGUCGACGGCUCCUUAUCGUCCCUCCUAGUAUGGUUUCAAAGGGCGUCCCUAACCAUGUGCCAGAAAACAGCACUCUGGUCUAUGAUGUAGAGAUUCAUAGAGUUAAAAUCUCCAAAGUGCGACAUGGUGGGGGAUCAGUUGACACCUUCAGUACAUCUCCAGGAACCUGUCCAGACACUCUGAGUGAAGAAAACACCAGGCAAAUGGUCACAACCGAUACAGAGGAGUCAAAAGAACAAGCUCCUAAGGGGAAGGUGCAAUCUGUUAUUGAAUACCUGACAACAUCGGGUGCAUCUAAGGCCAAGCUGAUCUCACAUAUAGCCAAGAUGGGUCAACCCAUGCUUCCAUUUCUCACUGGAGCCAUUCCAACUCAGCCCGACCCCAGUGACUCAGAAACCGAGGAUGCCAGUGAGUCUGGACGUAUCUGUGAUCUCUCUCCUUCACAUACACCCUCCCCAAAACCUGCACAAAUGCCCUGCAGUCCUCCAUCUUUGUUGUGUCAGCCUGAUGAUGUUCAGAAACAGGACGCAGUGCCACCUCACGCAGACUUGAACACUACUCAAGGCUUUCAGCCGUAUUCCUUUGGACAAAAUCCAUAUUUUCCAUCACAGCUAAAUUCAUUUCCCUCAAUCUACCCAUCCCACAUUCCAUACAAAACUCCUGAUAUUACAUCGUUCUUGAUGUCUGAGGCUCGUCAGCAUAACACAGAAAUCCUGCUGGCUAUAGAAAAGGUGGCGCACAGGAUGGACCAACUCACCUACAAGGUCGACGAGUUGCAAAAAGAUGGUCACUCUUUUGGACUCUCCUCUGUCUCCUUAGAAACAAACAUGAUCCUACACAACAUUCAGAGAAUCAUUCAGGAGAGCAUGUGUCUGAAGAAGGAGGUUCUGGAGAAAAGUUCUCAGGUGGAGGAACAGAACCCCAAAAUAGGGGUGCUGCGUGGAGAGAAUAAGAGGUCUAUGGAGCAGACUUGCCGCCUUCAGGCUGAACAGGAAAAGGUUUCCUCCACCACACAAGCAUAUCAGCUGCAGCAGGAGAUGGUGAAUCUCCAGCGGAGGGUGACAGAAAUCCAGGCUGAUCUCAGUGCAGCCCUGGAGGACAAGCACAAGCACUGUGCUCAGAUCAGCCUUCUGGAGGAACAAGUGAAAGAGCUUGUGAAGCAAGAAGAACAGUCUGAGCAGCGGUGGAGAGCAGAGAAGCAGAAGUGCAAAGAGAUGGAAACAAUUAUACAAAACAUGGAUGAUGAGAUGCAAGAUCUGAGGGCUGAAAAGGAGAAUCUGCAUCCGUAUGUGGAUUUAAAGAAGACAUCACAAAAUAAGAAAAAGCCAUUUGAGGCCCAGUUGGUGGUUCAGGUUAAGCGAGUGAUGAAUGGAGUGUUUCAGUCCCUCAGGACAGGGUUUGAUCCGCAGGAGUCUUACACUGGACACACAGUGUGCGAGAUUCUCCAAAACACCAUCAAGAGUAUCACCAUGAAACUUUGGGAGAUUGAAUCAGGCGUAGAUAAAGUGGAAGAAGAGUACCUACUAAGAUCUACUGAAGAAAUGUUUUCAGAUGGAAAACAUGCAGAAGGAAAACCAUGAAAUGAAGGAAAAAAGGCCAACAUUAAAAAGGAUGGUAUUUUUGUUGAUCAGGAAACCUGCAGAUACUGUACAUGUGGAUAAAGCACCGUUGAACCACAACCAUUGCUGACCCUGAAAGGAGAAUUUAUAUUGACCAAUCACAGUUGAAGAGGCUAAAUAAUGUCCAAUAAAU